AAGCAACUGACGCGCACAGCCAGGUACACGGAUGCUGGUACCCGGCAUCGCGUUGCUAUGUACAUAUACAUUGCUUUAUAGAAUUGGAAGGAUCGGAAGUAACGACAAGUGUACUAUACAUUAAGAAAAGAUGGCAAAGCCCCUGAAGAUGUGCGUGUGCGGCGGUGGAAAGUCUGCGCAGGUCAUGGCCGUCUUGGCAGCGUCAAACACGGACAUGGAGGUGGUCGUUCUCACCACGUUUAAAGACGAAGCCGAACAGUGGAGCAAGGCCAUUGAUAAGCAAGACAUGGUAGUAACUGUGAAAGGACCAGAUGACAGCUCAAGGGAUUUGAAGGCCAAACCUGUCAGCGUUUCGAAAGUCCCAGGCGAUGUUGUUCCUGGGAGUGAUAUCAUUGUGUUAGCUGUCGGCGCAUAUGCUCACGAGGAGUACCUGAAAGCAAUCGUGGGUUUGAUAGACAAAAAGGCGGUAAUCGUGGGAUUUCCUGGACAAGCCGGCUUCGAAUACUUAUGUAAAAGUCUACUCGGAGAACUCCGAGAUCAAGUAACCAUAAUGUCAUUUGAAAUGUCGCCAUGGGUGUGCAGUUUAGAGGCAUUUGGUAAGAAAGCAGUUAUCACUCGUACUGCACAGUGUCUAAACGGGUCUAUAUUGAGAGGAAAGGCCAUUCCAAGAAAACCCGCCCUCAUGAGUCUUCAAAUGGCUUUGGGACCAACGCCAAUGCUCAAACAAACCAAGCAUUUCCUUGAGGUUUUGCUAACUUCCUUCUCUUUUUUCCAUCCGGCAAUAAUGUACGGAAAGUGGAAGGAUUGGGACGGCAAAUAUCUCGACAGCGAACCUUUGUUCUACGGGAACAUCGACGAAUCCACCGCACAGAUCCUGGAAGAAUGCAGCAAGGAAUACCAGGCUGUAGCUUUUGCUGUAUCAGGUCAAAGACCGGACAUCAACCUGACCGAACUACCAGAUAUUUUUAACUGGUUGAUACAGUUUUACAAAGAUGACAUAGAGGACGGUACAAGUCUUUUAAAUGCGAUAAAGUCUAACAAGGUCUACAAAGACGUUAAACAUAUCAUGCAAAAAGACAGGACGAAGUAUAAACCAGAUUUCAACUGCCGUUAUUUAGCGGAAGAUAUACCAUAUGGUCUGGUAGUUGUUAGAGGAAUUGCCGAAAUUCUCGAAGUUCCAAUGCCUACUUGUGACAUGUUGAUUGACUGGGCUCAGGGAAAGAUGAACAAAAAGUAUCUUGUUGACGGUAAACUUACUGGCGAUGAUGUAAAAACAACGAGAGCUCCACAGAGAUUCGGUCUCACAACUAUGGACGAAAUUCUUGCUGGCAAAAAGAAAGAAGACAGUGUUGAUGUAAAUGGUCUGGUGGCCUUAACAAUUUAACGUUAUUAGUAUGCAAUUUAAAUAAUUCGAAUUAGAAUUCCUACAAACGUCUAACAAUUCAAGCGCAUGCCUGCGUUGUGCAUUCAAUACUAUAUAACGCCAUAAGUCUAAAUAAUUUAUCGACACAUGUGUAUUUUCCAUUUAAAAAAUUUUAAUGACCAGAUUAACCAUUACUAUUACUUUUUUACUAGUAAUUAAUUGUAUGAAGGCAUAUGUUACUACAAUGUAUAUUGAGAGCACUGCGGAUAUGUUUGAAGUGUUUGUUAAGUAUUAACCUCUUGUUUGGUCUGCGUGGGCCCCAUUGGUUGUAAACGUGUGCUCCUGUUUCACCAAUUAAAAUAUGAACAUUUAAUAUGUGGUCUACGUUUAAACGGAAUAUGUGAAAGUGUUAAGUUACAGAUCGACCAAACAUAUACAUUUCGAUUUUGCUUAAAUAGUGUUAAAUGAUAUCGCAGCAUUGUUUUCAAACAAAGGACAUGAGAGUGAUGUAUCACUUGAA
Molecule: messenger RNA, 1883 nt
Organism: Dreissena polymorpha
Lineage: Eukaryota; Metazoa; Mollusca; Bivalvia; Myida; Dreissenidae
Product: octopine dehydrogenase-like
Exons: 2
Coding region: 131-1384 (417 amino acids)
Molecular function (GO): oxidoreductase activity
Source: RefSeq, a predicted model, not a curated record